Molecule: messenger RNA, 1088 nt
Organism: Cokeromyces recurvatus
Lineage: Eukaryota; Fungi; Mucoromycota; Mucoromycetes; Mucorales; Mucoraceae
Product: Presenilin-domain-containing protein
Exons: 3
Biological process (GO): protein processing
Cellular component (GO): membrane; nucleus
Molecular function (GO): aspartic endopeptidase activity, intramembrane cleaving
Source: RefSeq, a predicted model, not a curated record
UUAUGAUUGUUGUUUUAUUACUAUUAGGCUUCAUGUCCUAUUUAUUACUGCUUAAUUUAAUCCAAGUAUUUUCCAUUCCUUUGGAUUUUAUCACAAUGGGAUUAGGAUUAUGGAAUUUUGCAAUUGUUGGUUUGAUUUCUAUUUUCUGGAAAGGUCCACUUUGGUUACAACAGACUUACUUGACUAUUAUGAGUUCAUUGAUGGCAUUUUCUUUAACUGGAUUAGAGCAGUGGACUACUUGGAUUCUAUUAGGUUUACUUGCUAUAUGGGAUCUUAUUGCAGUACUAUGCCCAUUUGGACCUCUUCGUUUGUUGAUUGAAAGUUCAAAGAAACAGCAAAGAGAAGUUCCUGCAUUACUUUAUUCUGUUAAUGCAGUAUGGUUUAUGAUGGCAUCAGCUAAAGACCAUUUCAGAUUGUCCAAAAGUAUUAUUGGUCGAGAACAAAAAGAAUCUUUGAGAGUAGAAAAGAACAUAGACUUUCGUCAUUCAUCUUAUCAUUCACAUAAUACAUUUAUUCAACAAAAGGUUUUAAUUAGAAAUAGUCAUGAUGGUUUUAUGCGUUUGCCAGAUGAUACUCUUAGUAUAGAGAGUAGUCAUCAUUUAAUAAACCCAAAUGCAUCACUAGAAACAAAUCAUACUGAUAAUAGAAAUAGUCAAAGAUCUGGUUUAUCAGAACAAGAUGAAGAAGAUGUAGAGAGAAGUGGUCUUAAGCUUGGAUUAGGUGAUUUCGUUUUUUAUAGUGUCUUGAUUGCUCGUGCAGCAAUGUAUGAUUGGAUUACGACUAUUUGCUGUACAAUUGCUGUCUUAACAGGCCUAACAGCUACUAUCUUUUUAUUGGCCAUUUAUAAUAAGGCAUUACCUGCUUUACCAAUUUCUAUAGCAUUUGGUAUACUAUUUUAUUUUGUAGCUAAAACUAUAUUAGUGCCUUAUAUUGGAGCUCUUUGUGUAUUUGGCAUGGUUGGAAUAUAAUCAUUAUAUGUUUAUAUUUAUAUUUAUAUACCCCUUCAUCUUUUUUUUAUUUUAUAUUUUUUAUUACAUGUAAUGCUUAUAAAGUUAUAUAAACAAAUAGUGGUAUAAUUCCAGCUGCAA